Molecule: messenger RNA, 3010 nt
Organism: Porites lobata
Lineage: Eukaryota; Metazoa; Cnidaria; Anthozoa; Scleractinia; Poritidae
Source: the annotation of a GenBank genome assembly
AUGCGGGCUAUGUAUCUUUGCAUUAUGAUUGGUGUCAUCUUUGGCUUCGACGGUGUCUUCCCUCUCACUGGUAUGUUCAACUAGUCUACCCUACCAAUUUAGUAUUUGAACAUUUUACGAUAAAAAUUUAUUGAGUUACCCAAAAGUUAAGGGACGCUAAAAAAUAAUUUGAACGUUUUGAAUGGCACUUUCAAGCGAUUGAAAUCACUUUUUUUGUGUGAUAAAAUAAAGACCCAUUAAAAGGUUUAACGAAUUCUGAGUUAGACUAGUCUUCUAAAAUGCAAGCAGAACAACAGAACAAUGGACAACUAUGCCCCUAAGGAGAGGUGAAAAGCGUCGGAUGUACACCGAGACGUGGCUUGUAGAGUAUAUGUUUUAGCAUACAAUAUAAAAGCAUAAAACAUACUGGGGACUUCAUAUUUGUAGCCCCAGUACUUACAUGUAAUACAUUCCUUGUUGAUCGUAUUCAGGUUGCUUUCAUUUUAAAAUGAGAUGCAGAGUUUACGGUUUUUACAGUGUUUUUAGUCAAAACUAAAUUAAAUUUAUGACAAAGUUUUCUCACUCAUCCCCUGUCAUACUUGGAACUUUACUAUUGUUUUUGGUCAUUUUUUGACUGAACACCGGGGAUUCGAUAUAGUAGUAGCCUGCGAAUACAGCCGUUUCUCGUUGCUCCUCGCCACUAACGACGUAUCGCCAGGAGGAAACGUCCCUGACGGGGAGGAGCUAAUGGAAACGGCUGUAUUCGCAGUCUAAUAUAGUAUCAGACUAGGUUUACAUAAAGCAGAGCCAUUGUUUCAAGGUUUGCUCUAAUUCCGAUGUGCUUUUAAGGUUUUAAAGUAAUAACGGAAAAUCGUGACUUAGCUCCUUCAACUUUUCUCUAUUACAGAUUACGCUCUUGAAUUUCCAACCGCUGGGGUCAACAACUAUGUAAACAUCUGGGGGAUGCCCAGUUUGACACAGUGGACGGUUUGCUUUUGGAUGAAAUCAAGUGACAGUACCACCCGUGGAACAGCCUUUAGUUACGCUGUUUCUGGAAUGGACAACGAAAUUCUUAUCUUUAACUAUAAAAAUUUUCACAUCCACGUUCAUGGAACUGUCCGGUGAGUUUAACACUUUGUCUGUUGAUACGAUGUGAUGAUCUUGUAAAAUUUUUCAAAAGAAUGAAUUAGUUUUUAAAAAAAGCUCCGGGUGUGACAGCUUAAACCAUAAAGGAAGGGAUCACAAUGGAUAGAAGCUUUCUGCGCGACGAGUCCUGGGAUCUUUUUGAUAGGACAAGCGUUAUGAUUGGUUUAUGUUUGCCUUGAAUACCAUCGACCAAUCAUAACUAACGCUCGUCCACCCAACAAUCCCAGAAAUCACUGCGCCCAAAGCCUGUACCCAUUCUCUCAUAUGUUUUUUUCAGCGCGCGAAUCUUUUCACUUGCGUUACAGCGGCCAUGUUUAAUUUUAAAAAGUCGAGGAAUUAAGCCCCACCUCAAUUGUGCCAUUCUACUCUACUCAAUCUUUGUCAGUGAAAAAGUGAAAAAUCCAAAAUGAACAUACACAGGCAGCUUUCUGUAGCUUGCAUUGCAGGCUAGUUUCAUAUAUUUUCAAUGCCGCUUUAUUUAUUAAAUAAUUGUGAAACAACUGUUCAAUGAACAAUAUUAACAGUGGUCUUGAGUAAUUAAUAAUAGUAAUACUGUCUAAUUAUCUGUUAAACAAUAGGCACGUCAAAGGAAGUGAAAUCUCUUUGAGAAAGCAAUCUCGUCCCCAGAGCGCUUUUCCCUGUUUGAGAAAGCUUUGCACAGUAGCACCCAAACAGUUGUAUCUUGUACCAGAAAAAAAUGAAAACCGCAGAUCUCAGGGGGGUACUCGGGAUUUCAAGCCAGACGGGGAUGAUCAAAGGAUUGUGGUGGGUUUGAAAUUUUCGUUUCCGGUUUUUUUUUGCUAGGAAAAUGUGGCAAGUAUUUUUUCGGGCGGCUUGAUUUAACUGGGGAUUUUUGGGGGGUAUUCCAAACAAUCUGAAGAUUUGUGAUGAAAAAGCCAAGAUGUUCUUGGCUGUCUCGAGUGCUGUUAAAAUGACUACCAGAUGCGGAAAGAUAACUUCAGAUACUAUGAUAAAUAAGCAAACAGAAACAUUCAAUUUCUAAUGUUUUUAUUUUUCGUGUUAUAUCCAUUGAUUUUUGGAAUUUUAAAGGUUCGGAAAUUCAGAAGUCUUUUACGCAGGCGAUUUUAGGAGAGCUCGUAUUUGGUUGGCUCCCCACAAGGCAGCACGACUGAAAUACGAGCUGCUCCCUAAAAAUGCCUGAGUGGGAAGCUAGAAAUUCAGCAUAGGAUUUUUGGGGGUUAAUUUUUGAUAUAGCGAUUUGUUUGGAUUUUGUUGGAAGCCCUAGGGAUUUUUUUGGUUUUCAUUUUUGGCCCCAUUCGAUCCCCGUCACUUGAACCCAGAGUAUCCCCGCCUCCCCACCCAACCCGGGCUGCUGUAGCCAUAGUCUCUGUAAAAUAUACAAAUAAAUAAUGGAGCAUAUCCAUCUGGACAUUAUUCUCCAAACGUCUAUCAUAAGCGUAAUUAUAUUGUUUGUUUAGUUUCGCUUAGCAUUUUUUCCGCGUUAUAACAGUCAAAUUUUCAUUGCAGUGAAACUUCACAAUCAGCAAAUGAUGGUAAAUGGCACCAUAUCUGUCAAUCAUGGGAGAACAAAGACGGUUCGUGGAGAUUCUAUAAAGAUGGAGUCGUUGCAUCUCAGGGAACUGGUUUAAAGACUGGUCAUGUUAUCAAAUCAGGAGGAUCUAUAACCCUUGGUCAAGAGCAAGAUUUUCUAAGAGGUGGCUUUGUAGGAACACAGAGCUUUGUGGGAAUGAUGACAAACGUCAACGUCUGGGAUCACGUGCUGUCUAUUGCACAAAUUGAGCAGAUGUCAAAAUCGUGCCUGUCAGGGGAGGGGAACGUCUACAAGUGGUCUGAUUUUAUUUAUGGCCGCGAAGGGAAAGUCAGAGUUUUUAUUCCGUCUCCUUGUAAACCGCUUAGUGCUUAG